Messenger RNA from Odobenus rosmarus divergens (Pacific walrus), 1011 nucleotides. RefSeq names its product mitochondrial ribosomal protein L43 (gene MRPL43). Lineage: Eukaryota; Metazoa; Chordata; Mammalia; Carnivora; Odobenidae. Gene Ontology annotation, biological process: mitochondrial translation. Gene Ontology annotation, molecular function: structural constituent of ribosome. The record is from RefSeq and is a predicted model, not a curated record. Gene Ontology annotation, cellular component: mitochondrial large ribosomal subunit.
GCUUCGGCGUUCGCCUCCGCCCCCCGCCCCCCAGCCACUCCAGGCCGGUCUGGGCUACCUGGUCGCUGCACCUAUGACGGCGCGCGGGACCCCGAGCCGCUUCCUGGCCAGUGUCCUCCACAACGGGCUGGGGCGCUACGUACAGCAGCUGCAGCGUCUCAGCUUUAGCCUCAGCCGCGAUGCGCCGUCGUCUCGUGGCGCCAGGGAGUUCGUGGAACGAGAGGUGGCCGACUUCGCCCGACGGAACCCGGGGGUCGUAAUAUACGUAAACUCGCGGCCGUGCUGUGUGCCCAGAGUAGUGGCCGAAUACCUUAACGGGGCAGUGCGUGAGGAGAGCAUCCACUGCAAGUCAGUCGAGGAGAUUGCGACCCUGGUGCAGAAGCUGGCGGACCAGUCGGGCUUGGACGUGAUCCGCAUCCGCAAGCCCUUCCACACGGACAGCCCUAGCAUCCAGGGCCAGUGGCACCCCUUCACCAACAAACCGACAACGUUGGGUGGGCUGCGCCCGCGAGAGGUCCAAGAUGCUGCCCUAGCCCAGGGGCAAGACACUGGCCUGAAACAGUCUGCAACUGCACAGCAGAGCCCCCUGCCCGGCCAGCCCGACCCAGAGACCAGCCUCCCCAUAAGGGAUCCUAUCGUAUCCUCACUGACCUCUGCAGCCCCCAUGCUGUCCCCAGUUCCUCCUCUCCCCACUGUCCCUGCACUGACCACUGUGUGGUCAGCGUGAAGGCCGCAUAAAAGUGCGUGCGGGCUGAGGUGUCAGUGUCCAGGCUGCAGACAGCACGUAGCAUCUCAUACUGGGGUAUGUGGCAAAUGAGACGCGCCUUUAGGAAGGAGGUCCACUUCUUCUGCAAGAUCUUCUUUCCUCCCAGGUCUCCCUUGCACACACGGGCCACACGGGCUACACGGUGGCUGUUGCGGCUCUGAGCAAAGCUGUUGGGGACCUCGUCAGUGGCACGCUCCGUGAAGAAGUAGUAAACCUUGUCGUCAUCACCCACUGCGCUGGCCUCG